Molecule: messenger RNA, 1433 nt
Organism: Durio zibethinus
Lineage: Eukaryota; Viridiplantae; Streptophyta; Magnoliopsida; Malvales; Malvaceae
Product: vacuolar sorting protein 9 domain protein
Biological process (GO): Group II intron splicing; chloroplast organization
Molecular function (GO): RNA binding; protein binding
Source: RefSeq, a predicted model, not a curated record
AUGAAUCGAAGGAUUGCAACGCCAACUACUCCGGCUUGCUUCCUUACUAUUGGUAGCAUCACCUCUUUACGGUUCGAAUUGAACCAUAAAGCUAUGGUAAUCACCAUGAAAGACAGAAGCAAGAAUCGAAAGCCGCUGCAAAAGGGUAGGAAUCUGAGCAUCGAAGCAAUUCAAGCGGUGCAGGCGUUGAAGCGAGCCAACCGUAACACUUAUAACAGUUCAUUAUCGGAAUUGGAGCGCGUCUUUGACUCCAAGUUCCGGCGCUUAUUAAAGUUCGAUAUGAUGGCUGUUCUCCGGGAACUCCUCCGCCAAAACGAAUGCCUUUUGGCUCUCAAGGUUUUCGACGAUAUUCGAAAGGAGGUAUGGUACAAGCCUCAGGUGUUGUUAUAUGCUGAUAUGAUUGCAGUGUUUGCCAGCAAUGGGUUGUUUAAAGAGGCUGAGCUUGUGUACUCAUAUUUGAAAACAGAAAGAAGUUUAGAUCCUGAUAUCAUGGGUUUCAAUGCUCUAUUCAAUGCUUUGAUAAGUUUUAAGCUCACUCACCUUCUGAUGGAUUGCUAUGGGUUGAUGAGAGCUGUUGGGUGUGAACCGGAUAGAUCAUCGUUUAGAAUACUCAUAAAUGGUUUGGAAUCGAUAGGCAAAACGAGUUUUUCAGCAAUUUUAAGACAGGAUGCUCAGAAAUGUUAUGGUGAAUCUUUGGAGUUCUUGGAGGAGGAAGAAGAGGUUACAGCUCGCUAUUAACUGAUUUGGUCGGACUAUUGAUUAAUCAUUGUUUGUAAGAGGUCUGGAGCCAUCUUUCUUGGGACCGUAUGUUAAACUAGUUGAAUUUAAGAUAGAGAUUGCUUGCCGGGGUUGUUUUUGUAUGUUACCUAGUAUCUAUAGGUGUUAUUUUGGUAGAGCAAUCUUAUUUGUCUUGGAAAUAAGAUGCCAAUUACUAGCAUUUCUCUUUCUGUGAAGUAAUACUACCAGUUUUUGCAGAUCCCAUGUUUUUGCUACUUAUCAGUCUAUUCUUUAGUUGUUAUCCCAGCCUCUCAGCCUCAUGAAUCAACUUUUGCUUUGUGCUGGUAGAGCCUUGUUGGGAUAGGUGCCCUUUGGUGGGCAUUCCACAUAGCUGAUUUCCAUAUUUUGCGGCUAACUAGCUUACUACUACUGUGGAAGCAAACUAUGCGGUGCAGCAUCUAGAAAGACACCCUAAAGCAAGAUCAGAGAAUUCAAAGUGGGAUUUAUAUAACAUUGCUCUUAAAUAAGUAUUAUACAUUGCAUAGAUAAUUUGCUCUCUAAUGACUAUAUUAUAAAGUGACAAAACUGGGACCUUCUAUUCUUGUUUCUUUUACCGUUUUCUUCUACAACUUUUUCUUUUCUUUUGACUAUUAUGCUGAAUCCUUGGCAUAACUGGAGAUGUUCUCACUUCUCUCUCUAACUCGUUGGUUUUGAAC